Limanda limanda (common dab) is the source of this 675-nucleotide messenger RNA. Its product is annotated as nucleoredoxin-like protein 1. Gene Ontology annotation, biological process: photoreceptor cell maintenance. Gene Ontology annotation, cellular component: mitochondrion. The coding region runs from base 4 to 675 and encodes 223 amino acids. The transcript is spliced from 3 exons. The record is from RefSeq and is a predicted model, not a curated record. NCBI's taxonomy places the organism in Eukaryota, Metazoa, Chordata, Actinopteri, Pleuronectiformes, Pleuronectidae.
AUCAUGGUGGACCUGUUCAUCGAUCGGGUCCUGCUGAAGAACAACAAGGAACAUGAUGAGCUGAACACAGAGCGAGAGAUCGUCAUGGGCCUGCAGAAUCGCAUCCUGAUGCUCUUCUUCGCCUCGGCUGCAUGUGAUGGCUGCCAGCAGUUUGCUCUCAGGCUCAGCGACUUCUUCAAACAGUUGACCGAUGAAUUCUACGUGGAUCGCUCUGCUCAGCUGGUUCUCCUAUACAUCAGUUUGGACGAUUCUGAGGAGAAGCAAGAGAGCUUCCUCAAAGAGCUGCCCAAGAAGUGCCUGUUCCUGGCCUAUGAGGACCCCUACAGGAGGGAGCUGGAGGCCAUGUUCAACGUGGAGGAGCUGCCCACAGUGGUGGUGCUGCGGCCUGACUGCUCCAUCCUCGCCGCCAACGCAGUGGAGGAGAUCCUGGGCCUCGGCCUGCACUGCUACCGCAACUGGCAGGAGGCAGCGGAGCUCAUCGACAGGAACUUCAUGAUGAGUGAAGACUUCGAGGGGAAGUCCAUGCGCAGCUUCAGCGACCUGUAUAGGAGACUCAAAUACAAGGUGGAAGAUGAGAAGAAGAAAAAGAAGAAGGGCAGAGGUUGGGGUGAAGGCGGAGAGGCGGAGGUGGAUGGAGAAGAGGAAGGAGGAGGAAGAGGAGGGAGGUCAUGGUGA